AUGAAACUAGUUUGGUCCCCAGAGAGAGCAUCUAAAGCAUACAUCGACACAGUUCAAUCCUGCAAGAUUUUCCAUGAAUCAGGUGUGGCGGAGAUGGUUUCUGCCAUGGCUGCAGGGUGGAACGCACAGCUCAUAGUGGAGACAUGGUCACAGGGUGGAGUGAUCCCAACCAGCGUGGGUUUAGCCAUAGCGAGCCACCACACGGGUGGAAGGCACGUGUGCAUAGUCCCCGAUGAACGGUCGAGAUCAGAGUACGCAAAAAGCAUGUGUGAGGCUGCAGGCAUGUCGCCGGAAAUCAUGGUGGGGGAAGCAGAGGAAGUGAUGGAUGGUUUGGUUGGCAUAGAAUUCUUGGUGGUUGAUUCUCGUCGGAAGGAUUUUCCGAGAGUGUUGAGGCUUGCCAAGUUGAGCAGCAAGGGUGCCGUGCUGGUUUCAAAGAAUGCUUGCUGUUCCUCUAAGACUGGUUCCAGUUUCAUAUGGAGGAGUGUCCUUGGUCAAGGAUCGCGCCGUCUUGUUCGUUCGGUGUUUCUUCCGGUGGGGAAAGGCCUUCACAUGGCACACUUGUCGGCCACCGUAUGUAACAAUUCUGUUUCACCACUCAAGGCUGGUAAUGGUCAUGGACAUGGACAUGCCAAGAGAUGGAUUAAGCAUGUUGAUCAACAAUCAGGGGACGUGCACUUUAUUAGAAGAUGAAUUCAUAUAUAUAUAUAUAUAGUUCCCUGCCAAACCUUUUUUUUUGUUU
Messenger RNA from Gastrolobium bilobum, 739 nucleotides. RefSeq lists its product as uncharacterized. The transcript has 2 exons. The record is from RefSeq and is a predicted model, not a curated record. The coding region runs from base 1 to 690 and encodes 229 amino acids. NCBI's taxonomy places the organism in Eukaryota, Viridiplantae, Streptophyta, Magnoliopsida, Fabales, Fabaceae.